Phaeoacremonium minimum UCRPA7 is the source of this 3063-nucleotide messenger RNA. Its product is annotated as putative type ii inositol- -trisphosphate 5-phosphatase protein. The coding region runs from base 1 to 3063 and encodes 1020 amino acids. Gene Ontology annotation, biological process: phosphatidylinositol dephosphorylation. The transcript has a single exon. The record is from RefSeq and is a predicted model, not a curated record. Gene Ontology annotation, molecular function: phosphatidylinositol-4,5-bisphosphate 5-phosphatase activity. Lineage: Eukaryota; Fungi; Ascomycota; Sordariomycetes; Togniniales; Togniniaceae.
AUGGCUACGUCGUCCGCUGACGAAGCGCCGCCGCCGCCAAGUGAAUCCGCUGCCACCACCGAACCCGUGGACUUGACCUCAAGCCCUCAGUCCCUCCAUCGCGCUGUCCAUGCUCGCCGCGCCGAAUACACCAGACCACACAGGCUCAAACUCAAGGUCGGCACUUGGAACGUAGCCGCCUGCCCCGGCACCGAUAAGGACUUGGCCACAUGGUUUGUCUCUGGCAAGGGUCUUGACAAGCGCCUGGCGAAUCUCGACGGCUCGCACAAUUCUGCCCUUGACGACGGCAUAGAGACCGUCACUGUCGCUGGCAGCGGCGACAGCAGCGGUGACGAUGGCCCCGGCUCCAUACGCCUGAUUGGUAACGAUGAUAUCGGCCUCUACGUGCUCGGCUUGCAGGAGAUUGUCGACCUCAAUCCCGUCACGCAGUAUGUCUACUCGGAUUCAAAUCCCACCGCGAAAUGGAGGGCUGCGUUGGAGGCUGCGCUGCCCAAGGGAUACGAGCUCGUAACGUCAGAGCAGUUGUCUGGUUUGCUGCUGCUAGUAUACGCCUCUCCCGAAAUUGCUCCGUCUAUCGGGAACGUGAGCACCAAGGCUGUCGGCACCGGCGUUGGAGGCUGGUUUGGAAACAAGGGCGCUGUUGUCACUCGCAUUGUACUUGGAGAGACGACCAGACUGGUCUUUGUCAAUUGUCACCUCUCAAGCGGCAACGACUCGUCCGCCCUAGAACGCCGGUGCUGGGAUGUCGGUGCCAUCGUCGACCGCACGCAGUUUGAUCCCGUGGCCCACGCCGGUGUUGUGGAAGAUGAUCCUGAGAGAAUUGGCGAUGAGGACUUUGGUUUUUGGUUUGGCGAUCUCAACUUUCGGCUGGAUGACAUUCCAGGCGAUGAUAUCAGGCGCAUCCUGAUGCUACAUACAAGGGGAGAAUACGAUUUGAAGAAGAAACCCACUGGCCAUGCCGGUGAUGGCGAGGAUGUCAUCGUUAUGCGCGCCUAUGACAGCAGCGGGGAUGAUGAUUCGGUGUCUUUGCCUGAUCCGGACGAUUUUGACCCAGACCCGAAAGAUGACCCGGCUUCACUACAGGCGACUUUAGACUCUCUGCUGCCGCACGAUCAAUUACGGCGAGUGGUCAAGGAGAAAAGGGCUCUUCACAAUGGCUGGCGUGAGGGGCUAAUCACAUUCCUGCCGUCCUACAAAUAUGAUGUGGGAACCGUGGGAUUGUUCGAUUCUAGCGACAAACGCCGCGCCCCAAGCUGGUGCGACCGCAUACUGUUCCGUUCGAGGAAAGACAAGGACGACUACGAGAAGAAGGUGGAAGAGGAGGAGCAGUCUCGGAAGAGGGACGAAGAGAUGAAAGCCCGAGGUAUGGAUCAUGCAGGGGACGAUGAUGAGGUUUUGUUUGACUAUGACCCCGACAACGAUGGCGAGACACAACCCGGUGGCCAGCCAGGUCUGGACUACGACGAAUAUGAUGAAGCAGAUGAGGGCGCUGAUGAGGGAGAUGGUGCCAAGGAAGGCUCGGUCGACCGGAUACAUCUCGAUGUAUAUACGUCACACCAACGGAUCAUGUCUUCCGAUCACAAGCCUGUCACAUCCAUCUUCACUGUUGACUAUGAUGCCGUUGUCCCAGACCUCAAGGCCAAAGUGCAUGCCGAGGUUGCCCGGGAACUCGACCGUGCAGAGAAUGAGGGCCGUCCCAGCAUCACUAUUGUUCCGGACAGUCAUGAGCUCCAUAAAGAGACCACGACGACAUCUGGAACUACGGAUGAGGUGGUGGAUUUUGGCCAUAUACAAUAUCUAAGAAAGAAAUCAAUGUCACUCACGCUCGCCAACACCGGCCGCGUACCAGCAGUCUUCUCGUUCGUUGAUAAGCCAACGACAGAAGAAACCAGCGACUCGGAUCCGCCGCUUUGGCUGACGACUUCCUUCUCCAGGCCUGAAUCGAGUGCCGUCAGUGGCGAUAUCGUCGAUCUGGGUAAGGAGGUCACGCUCGAGCCAGGCGAGACCCUCGGUGCUGUUCUCGACGUCCUGGUAGACGACAUUUCUCAUGUGAGGUUGCUCAACGAUGGCGAGUCGAAGCUUGAGGAUAUCCUAGUAUUACGCGUUCAGGAAGGGAGGGAUCACUUCAUUCCCGUCCGAGCGACAUGGACACCAACUUGCAUUGGGCGUUCUAUUGAUGAGCUAAUCCGUGUUCCCGACGGCGGCAUCCGGGCAUUCAUCCGGAAGACUUCAGAGAAAAGCGGCCGCAUUGGGUCGAUACCAUAUGAUCUAGAAGUUCAUGGGUCUGCUCCAAAGGAACUAUUCAAGCUGACGGAGGCCCUUGAGACUCUCACGGAACGUGUGCUGGCAGACGAGCAGAUGCUUGAUGCUCUCAGCGUCCCCGCGGACAAGGCAGGCUGGCCGUUCGAGAGCUUCACGACAGGCUCGCGUUUGGACCAUAUUGUCUCCGUCAUCGACACUCUUGAUGACGACAGGCCGGUUGGUAGCGCUUUUGCCCCGGAGGUCUCAUCCAUGUGUCGUCUGGAGACGGUCAGCGAGGUGCUGCUUCUCUUCUUGCGUGGUCUUACAGAUGGUAUUAUCACCAUUCCUCUCUGGUCCCGUAUAGAGCAGGCAUCGCUCUCUUCGAUCGGCCCAUCAUCGUCCCCGUCGAAUGUCUCGCCGAACGAAGACGACAAAGCCGCCAUCUUGGACAUCCUGGGUACGGCGCCGAAUCACAACAUUUGCUUCGUAUUCCUCACAACCACCCUGUCCAAGCUGAUCUCGGAGCUGUCGCCGAUAACCAAGGCGGAGCUGGACGCCCUCAAGUCACCCAGCAACCCUCGCGCGGUCCUAGGGAUGUUAGGACGCAGGUCCCUGAGCUUCCGGCAGAAUGCAGCUGCACCGACAGCGGAGGCGCUCGCAGCUCUAGAGAGGCGGAGAAAACGGGAGCGGAGGCUGGCGGAGAUAUUCGGGCAUGUGGUGUGCAGGGCGCAGAAGCCAGCAAGGGAGAAAGACAGGAGAGCUCUUGAGGACAAGCAGAGGGCCGUGGUGGAGCUGUUCUUGAAGAGGAGGGAGGAAACAUGA